This is a messenger RNA of Cordyceps militaris CM01, 1347 nucleotides long. RefSeq lists its product as uncharacterized. The coding region runs from base 1 to 1347 and encodes 448 amino acids. Lineage: Eukaryota; Fungi; Ascomycota; Sordariomycetes; Hypocreales; Cordycipitaceae. The record is from RefSeq and is a predicted model, not a curated record. The transcript has a single exon.
AUGCAGCCGGAAACAGUCCUGCAAGCAGCCUACCUCCCCGGGAAGAAACCGCCACCGGCCGCCGCCGCCGCCGGCAUGGGACCCCGACUCAACGGCAGCAGCCUCCGGGACCACCGGCCCGCGACGUCUUCUUCCUCGACGCCGCCGCUCGUACGCGGCACCCACCACCACCACCGAACCACCAGUUCCGUGUCACACGCGGCGCCGCGGCCGCCCCCGCGCGCCCGCAGCCACAGCACCUCGUCCGUCGGGGCGGCGGCGACGACGACAGUGCUCGUCGGGCGUCGGCGACAGCCCUUUGUCGUGUCCCGACGUCUAUUGUGCAGCGCGAGUCCCUUUUUCCGGGACCAGCUGCAGCGCGGCUCGUGCUCCGCCAACAACAACACGGACGACCGGCCCGUGACGCUGUGGCUGCCGGGCGAGUCGGCGUCCAUGUUUGGCCUGUUUGUCGAGUGGCUGCGGGCGCCGCGCUCGUUCCGGUCGCACGUGGACGACGCAGCGGCGGCGGCGGCGGCCACGGGGCGCAGCACGGCGGCGGCGGCCGCCGUGCUGCACUGGGCGCUCGUGCGGCUGCACCUGUUUGCCGCGCACCUGGGGCUCGCGGCGCUGCAGGACCUGGCCAUGGAUGCCGUGCAGGACCUGUACCUGCGGCGCGACUGGGACAUGGCGCCGGCCGUGGUCACGUACCUGUACACGCGGUGCGAGGCGCGGCCCGCGGGCCGUCUGCGGCGCUGGGCCGUGGCCAUGGUGGCCUUUUCCCUCGCCGUCGCCGGCGAGUCGGCCAGCAGCAGCAGCCACCAGGAGGAGGACCACCACCACCACCCCGCGCCGCGCCUGCGCAGCAUGCUCGCCGCGCUGCCCGAACUCGCCGCCGACUACGCCGCGCACGUGCGCAGCAUGCGCGCCGCCGGGCUCGACAUGCGCUGGAAGAACCCGCAGCUGCGCAUCCCCGCCAACGCCCUGCGCAACGACGACCGCGCGUUUGGCUUCCGCGAGUGCUCGUUUCACUCGCACCGCGCCGCCGUCGGCCAGGGUCCGUGUCCGCAUGCCGCGAGCGGCUGGGGCGCGGCCGACACGGGGUCCAUGCUGGAUCUGGCCCAGCAGCAGCCGGAGGAGGAGGAGGAGGAGGAAGUGGUGGACGGCGACGAUGACGCCACGAGGCAGUGGGAAAAGGAGUGGGCGGAUGAGUUUUGGGGGCUCGAGGACGAGUACACGUGCACCACGAGCUUGCGGCCGCCGCCGCUAAGGAGGACGCUCACGGCGGCGAGUGUCAGGCCGUUGCUGUCCAAGUUUGGCAACCACGCCCGUAGUCCGUCCGUCGACGGCGUGUCUCCGACGUCGACAUGA